GAUCCGCCCCUUUUCAGCUACGUCAUCACGUUUGCGUCAGCACGUCUGUCGUCGUAACAGUCAGCUUUCUUUUGCAGUUCCUGACUUUGGCAAUCAGGGUCAGUCAGAAAAGGAGGACACCAUGCCGCUGAACCCUGUCAUCUCCAAACUCGCCAAUAAACUGGUCGUGCUGGCAAGUGCUUCUCCUAGGAGACAGGAUAUUCUACGUAAUGCGGGUUUAAAGUUUGAGGUGGUACCAUCCUGGUUCAAAGAAACUCUGGAUAAGGGACUUUUCAAAGCACCUCACGAGUAUGCUGUCGAGACUGCCAAACAGAAGGCCUUGGAAGUGGCCAGGAGGAUGCCCUUUAAACACCGGAAGACUCCAGACAUGGUUAUUGGAGCAGACACCAUCGUGACUGUUGAUGGGAUGAUUCUAGAGAAGCCUGUCGACAAACAUGAUGCUUACAGGAUGCUGUCAAGCUUGAGUGGUAAAGAGCACAGUGUCUACACUGGUGUAGUGAUACUCCUCUGCCAUGACAAAGAAAAUGAAGAAGUGGAUUACCAGCUUAUUGACUUCUAUGAAGAAACAAAGGUGAAGUUUGCAGAUCUGUCAGAAAGUAUGCUGUGGGAAUACAUCAAUAGUGGUGAACCCAUGGACAAGGCCGGUGGGUAUGGUAUUCAGGCUCUGGGGGGCAUGCUGGUGGAGUGCGUCCACGGAGACUUCCUAAAUGUUGUGGGGUUCCCCCUCAACCACUUCUGCAAACAGCUAGACCUGAUUUACAACCGAUCCACUUCCUCUUUAGACCUGGACAGUUCGUCUGUAAGCCUGAGUGAAAAUAGCCCUCACAGCAACAGUCACAGUUCUUCAGCCAAACACAGACCCUCUUCAUCCAGCUCCAAACAAACACAUCACAACAAGAAGAGCCCCUCAACCAGCCCCCUCCACAAGGUGAAGAGGAUCGGCAGUGACAGUGAAGCUAGUGAGAGUUCUCUGAAGUUGGUCAACAGCUCGUCUAAGCAUGCAGACAUCUCUGACACUACAACGGUACCACUGAUGACCAGCAGGGGGCAGCUGUCAGAGCAUGAGGACGGUGAACCCAAAAAAAAGGACCUGCAGAAAAUCAUGGAUUUGAUGGAUGGUUUCAAAGCUUCAAAGGCACUGUUUACAGCCUCCAAGAUGUGUGUGUUCGACCUGCUACGAAGCAAACCAGGGCUGGAUGCAGAGCAGGUCGCCCAGGAGAUCAAAGCCUCUGUGAAGGGGACUGUGUGUCUGUUAGAAGCCUGCGUGUCUCUGGGUCUAUUGAAAAGCAAAGAACAAAAUUUCCAGAAGCCGGUAUAUGAGAACACAGACCUGGCCUCACGUUUUCUACUAUCAGACGCUCCUUUCUCACUGCAUGGCUACAUCCAGCAUUGUGACAACACCAUUUGGCCUCUAUUCUCCCACCUGGAGAGCGCUGUGAAGGAGGGAGCCAGCCAGCAUGAUAAGGCCUUUGGAAAGAAGUCUAAGGACAUGUUUCAGGAUACCGUCUACUACAACCAAGAGGUCAAACUGAGAUUCAUGAACGCCAUGCACAGCAUCGCCAAAGUCACAGGAAGAGCAGUCGCAACAGCCUUUGACCUCUCCAGCUUCAAAACUGCCUGCGACCUCGGAGGAUGCACUGGUGCCAUGGCCUAUGAGUUUACUAAAGCCCAUCCUGGGUUGUCUGUGACUGUGUUUGACCUGCCUGCUGUUGUUGAGAUGAGUGAUCGCUUCACACCUCUGCACAAAGGCAACAGGAUGUCAUAUGUGGCAGGAGACUUCUUUGAAGAUGAGUUGCCCAAAGCAGAUUUGUACAUCCUGGCGAGAAUCCUCCAUGACUGGCCCGAUGAGAGAGUGCAUAUUCUGCUGAAGAGGAUCUCUGAUGCAUGCAGACCAGGCUGUGGAGUCCUGCUCAGUGAGAUCUUCCUGGAUGAAGACAGAGGCGGUCCGAGUCGUGGGCUGCUGCAGGCCCUCAGCAUGAGCGUGGGAAAACAGAGGAGCGCCACAGAGUACAGUCUGCUCCUGAAGAGCCAUGGGUUCAUCACGGCACACGUCAGACAUACAGACAACAUGCUGGAUGCUAUGCUGUGCAUCAAGGAGUGACCGAGAACUCACUCAAAGACUCAGAAACACUAUAUGGAAGGUCUUGUGAUAAACUGGAAUAUAGAUAAUGCUUUUUCAAAAUCAAGGAAUUCAAUAUUUUAAGUGAUGUGAUUAAGUAAUGCAGUGUCUGUGAAACAAUAAAAAGGGUUUGUUUUAA
Messenger RNA from Notolabrus celidotus (New Zealand spotty), 2258 nucleotides. RefSeq names its product acetylserotonin O-methyltransferase-like (gene asmtl). NCBI's taxonomy places the organism in Eukaryota, Metazoa, Chordata, Actinopteri, Labriformes, Labridae. The transcript has 15 exons. Bases 122 to 2101 code for a protein of 659 amino acids. The record is from RefSeq and is a predicted model, not a curated record. Gene Ontology annotation, molecular function: O-methyltransferase activity; nucleoside triphosphate diphosphatase activity.